CAAAAAGUUCCUGGGCAACCACAUCCAUUUCUAUGCCUUGAAGCAUUUGUCAAACAUAUCACAAAUCAGUAGCGACAUAAAUAAAGACUUCAGAAUUUCACAACAGAACAUGCUUGUCUUUUUUCUUUUCUUUUUUUUUUCUUUCCAAUUUUAUUUCUCUAGGAAAAGAUAUGUUACUGGUCUUAAUUUGAAACUUUUUUUGCUUUCAGUUGGUAAGGAAGGAGAAAAGGGGAGGGAGGGCUAGAGUGAAAGCAACACUUUGGGGGGCCGUCCAAUGUGCUGCCUUAAAUUAGCCAAUGGAGAGGUUGGACUGAGGGUGGAGCUUUGUGCUGUCACUAUCUCCCUUGUUAAGUAUUACCUGCAGUGCUUCAGUAGGUUGGCUGCAUUUGUACUGUGUGUAAGGAUAGAGAGGGGGGAAACAUAGCAGAGAAAUCAAUACCAAGCCUUGAGAAAUCAAGGGCACCAUCCUAAAUCUUACUUGGACACUGCAGUGCAUCUAUUUUGGCAAGUUUAUGCAGUGCAACUAGCUGUAGAUAUGGCUGGUUGUCUGCAAAGAGGAAGACUGAGUGCAGCAGGAGCACCUCUGAAGUGCCUUAUUAUAGUGAUUUCAUUAGGAUGUUGUCUCUCUAAAGUGGACGCAGAUCCGUUCGACACGGCUUUCCGCCACAGGCACAGAUCUGGACCUACUGCUGAAACAAUCUUGGUAGCCAACAAUGGGAUUAGAGUUCCCUUUGGACGCUCCAUCUAUCUGGAUCCUAUUAAUGACCUUGUGACUGAAGUGCACGAAGGAGACCGCUGUCACAUUACAGUCCUGGACAAUGACCCACUGGCCCAAAGACCUGGAAUGCUAACACCCAAGAAGUUCCCCUGUGCUUUUGGUGCAGAAGAGGUGAAAUAUACUCAUUUUGGUUCCCGGAGCCCAAGCAAAGAUCACAUUAAACUGCAGCUGAGGUAUGACUCCAACACAGACACAGUGGUGGUUCCUUUCAUUCUUGAAGUAGAGGUGGUCUUUCAGCAACUGGAGAUUCUCACUCGUAACAUGCCUCUGGUUGUGGAUAAGCUCAAUGGGCUUAGCAACCCAAUUGACAAAAAAACUCUGGAGUUUGCAUUUGAAGAUGGUGUCACUACAUGCAAGGUGACCACACUGGUUGGUGCAGGCAAACUUCCCAGGUAUGGUAGUCUUACUGAUAACUCUGUUAAUGGCCAGAUGAUUAAUUGUGAUGAUUUUGUCAAGAAGGGAAUUCAGUAUCAACACACCGCAACCACCAACUCUCCUAACAGAGACUAUAUUCCAAUGCUAGUAGAAGUACAAGAUAAUGAUGGUAAUACUAUUCAACAAGAACACUUCCAGAUAAUGGUUAGAAUCAAAGAGGGUAAUGAAAAUACACCACCAAAGCCUAGCUUUAUAUCUAUGAUGAUGAUGGAGAUUGACCAAUUUGUGAUGACAGCCAUUACUUCAGAUAUGUUGGCAGCUGAGGAUAUUGAAUCUGAUUCUGAUGAUUUAAUCUUUAACAUAACAUCUCCCUUGGGCUAUCAGCAGGGCUAUAUUAUCAGCACAGAUGAUCAAAACCAGCCAAUCACUUCUUUCCAUCAGAGAGAUAUUAAAGACCUGAAGAUCGCUUACAAACCUCCCUCUGAGGAUUCAGACGUAGAAAGAAUUUUCCAGAUUGAAUUUGAAAUUGUUGACACUGAUGGGGCUGUUUCUGAUACUUUUGCAUUCAUGAUUGUUGUGAAGCCAAUGAACACUUUAGCUCCGGUGGUAACCAAAAAUACAGGACAGCUGCUUUUUGAGGGUCAAUCAAGACCACUAUCCAGCUCACAAAAUUUAGAGAUCAGUGAUGAAGAUAAUCUUGAUGAUGUGAAGAUUACUGUUGUUGAUGGCUUGAAACAUGGAGAGCUGACUGUGCUAGGGUCUCAACGAAAAUUUUUCACUACAGCUGAUCUAGAUGCUGGCAUUGUUAUGUACCAGCACGAUGGAAGCGAUACCUACAGUGACAACAUUAUAUUCAGAAUGACUGAUGGCAGUAAUGAAGUGGAGUUUUUGUUCCCUAUCACAAUUGCCCCAACUGAUGAUGAACCCCCUAUUAUAAAUGCAAACACUGGUAUUGUGCUUUUUAAAAAUGAAGUGAUGCAAAUCUCCCCCUUUAUCCUGAGUGCCACUGACAUUGACUCUGAGGAUUCAACAAUAAAAUUUAUAUUAGAAGAGCCAUACUCAGAAAUUGGUGAGCUGCUCAUCAAACAGGUGGAGCCUCCUCCAGAUCCAUCUGCAUGGAAAUUUAGUGCAACAGAUGAGAUGUUUGAACAGGUGGUGACAGAAUGGUUUCAGCAGGAUAUUCUGGAUGGGAAGCUGUUCUAUCGUCACAAAGGACCUCAUAGUACCACCACUGUGAUUGACCAGUUUGCCUUUAGAGUCCAGGAUGACAAUGACCCACCGAAUCAAUCAGGAGAGCAUGUGUUCAUUAUUAAAAUCCACCCGGUUGAUGACAUUCCUCCAGAACUUUACCCUGGCACCACACUACACAUGACAGUCAAAGAAUACGAGCUGACAUUUUUUAAGAAGAAAUUUCUACGCUACACAGAUCUGGACUGUGAUGACAGGGAUCUUAAAUACACCAUCAUCAAACCUCCUACUGACACAGAUGAAAACAGCCCUGUUCCUCUUGGUGCUAUUGUACUGACUGAUAACCCUGAUAUCAUAAUCAGUGAGUUUACGCAAGCUCAGGUCAACCACCAUAAAGUGGCAUACAAACCCCCAGAGCAAGAGCUUGGUAUUACUCCAAAAGUGGUCCAGUUUUCAUUCAGUGUGGAGGACACUGCCAGUAAUUCUGUUGAUGGACUUUUUACAAUCUUUUUACAGCCUGUUGACAACAAACCCCCUGUAAUCACGAAUACUGGUUUCACUGUUCUAGAGAGAAAUACUUAUAUAAUAACCAAAAAUGAACUUGAUGCCUCGGACCAGGACACUGAGGAUGAGAAUAUUAAAUUUAUAGUGACCCAGAUUCCCAGGUUUGGGCAGCUGCAAUAUUUAGGAAUUGACAUGUCUAAUGGGGAAACAUUUGUGCUGGAGGACAUUGAAAACAGCCGACUCGCCUACAUCCACAGUGGUGAAGAAUCUCUUCAUGAUGUCAUUAAGCUGGACAUUAGUGAUGGCUUCCAUGAAGUCCCCAUUGUUGUCAAGAUCAGCAUCAAGCCUGUCGAUGAUGAAACUCCAAAAAUUAUGUUACCGGCAGGUUUGUUAGGGGCCUCCAUUGAUGUACUUGAGAAUGGUGCAACAGAAAUCACCAGCAAUGUUAUUCAGGGUCGUGACGAAGACACAGAUGACCUCAUGCUGACUUUCAUAGUUGAGGAGCCUCCUAGGCUAGGAGAAAUAAUGGUAAAUGGAGCUCCUGCUGAGCGCUUUACCCAGCAAGACAUAAUCAAUGGCGUGGUCGUCUAUGUUCACACUAGUGGUGAAAUCGGCCCCAUCAAAGAGCAUGAUUCAUUCAAUCUCACAAUAUCUGACAUGUCGGAUGAAUGGGUUGUUGGUGGCAACAAAGUUCAAGGGGUCCGUGUCCAUGUCACCAUUCUUCCUGUAGACAGCAUUCCACCUAUUGUUAAUGUAGGUGGCCAGUUUGUAGUAGUCGAGGGUGAGAAAAAUGUUAUCACAUUGGAGCACAUUCAAGCUGAGGACAUUGACACUGAUAAUGAUGAUAUCUUGUGUACUAUCAUCGUUCAGUCCACAUCUGGCUAUGUGGAGAACAUCUCCCCAGCUCCUGGGUCUGAAAAAUCAAGAGUAGGCACUGCCAUCACUGCAUUCACCAUUAAAGACGUUGGUCUAGGUCACAUCUAUUAUGUCCAAAGCAUUCACAAGGGUGUGGAGCCAGUUGAGGACAGAUUCACUUUCCGCUGCUCAGAUGGCAUUAACUUUUCAGAAAGGCACUUUUUCCCCAUUGUCAUUAUCCCAGCCAAUGAUGAAAAGCCAGAGAUUUUCAUUCGUGAAUUUGUUGUCAUGGAGGGGAUGAGCUUGGUUAUUGACACUCCUAUUUUGAAUGCUGCAGAUGCAGAUAUCCCAAGUGAUGAAUUAGUUUUUGAAAUACUUAAAAACCCAAAACAUGGAAACAUAGUUCAGCAGUUGAGCACUGGGACAGUUCCAGUGGCGAAAUUUACCUUAGAGCAAAUAAAGGAGGCUUCCAAUAUUGUUUAUGAGCAUGAUGACUCUGAAACCAAGGAAGACAGUUUUGAAAUUCGACUCACUGAUGGGAAGCACACUGUCGAAGAGAAGGUUGUCAUAAUAGUCAUUCCUGUUGAUGAUGAAACCCCAAGGAUGGCCAUCAACGAUGGCCUGGAAGUAGAAAUUGGAGAAACCAAAGUAAUUAGUAACAGAGUCCUGAAGGCCACAGAUCUGGAUUCUGAGGACAAAGAGCUUACUUACAUUAUCCGUUAUGGCCCUGGCCAAGGCUACCUUCAUAGAGUUACCAAACAUGGAGAUGUAAUCGGCAACAUUAGUAUUGGAAUGAAUUUCACUCAAGAUGAACUUGACAAACAGUUGAUUCAGUACAUACACACAGGCCAAGAGGGUGUCCGUGACCUGCUAAAGUUUGACGUAACUGAUGGAAUCAAUCCCCUCAUUGACCGCUACUUCUACAUUAAUAUUGGCAGCAUGGACAUGGUCUUUCCUGAUGUUAUCAACAAGGGUGUGACCCUCAAAGAGGGAGGUAAGGUCACCUUGACCACAGACCUUCUCAGCACAACUGACAUCAACAGUCCAGAUGAAUAUCUAAGUUUCAGCAUCACUCGUGCUCCUAGCAGGGGCCAUCUUGAAAGUACUGAUCUCCCAGGGGUGCCCAUCUCCACCUUCACUCAGCUGCAGCUAGCUGGAAACAAGAUCUACUACAUCCAUACAUCUGACGAUGAAGUGAAGAUGGACAGCUUUGAGUUUGAGGUGACAGAUGGCUAUAACCCUGUCUUCCGCACCUUCCGUGUAUCCAUUACAGAUGUCGACAACAAGAAGCCAGUCUUGACGAUCAACAAGCUGGUGCUGGGGGAGGGAGAAACCAAGUUGAUCACACCCUUUGAAUUGACAGUGGAGGACCGUGACACACCAGACAACCUGCUGCGAUUUGUAGUGACUCAAGUGCCAGUUCACGGUCAGCUUCUGUUCAAUGGAACACAAGUCAUUACAUCAUUUACCAAGCAGGAUCUAAAUGAAAACCUUAUUACUUAUAGGCAUGAUGGCACAGAGACAAAUGAAGACAGCUUCUCUUUCACAAUUACUGAUGGGACUCACACUGAAUUUUAUGUUUUCCCUGAUACUGUAUAUGAAACUCGUAAGCCUCAGAUGAUGAUUAUUCAUAUUAGCACAGUGGACAAUGGGGUGCCUCAAAUCAUUGUAAACAAAGCAGCACCCACACUUAGGGUUCUUCAUACUGGGCACCUUGGAUUUUUGAUAACCAGCAAAGCUCUAAAGGCUGAGGACAGAGACAGCCCAAACAAAGUGCUUAAGUAUGUUGUAACCGAGACCCCUCUUCAUGGCUUUAUCAUGAAUUCUGCUUUGGGAAAUGAUAGCAUCAAGUCUUUCUCACAGGCCGAUAUUGAUGAUAUGAAGAUUUGUUAUGUGCUUCUUGAUGGGUCCAAUGCCACAAGUGACAUAUUCUACUUCACAGUGGAAGACAAUGGGGGCAACAAAUUGAAGCCACAACCGUUCCGUCUGAAUUGGGCCUGGAUAUCCUUGGAAAGAGAAUACUACAUUGUAGAUGAGGAUGCAAAGUUUCUGGAGGUCACCCUCAAACGCCGGGGAUACUUGGGAGAGACAUCGUUUGUCAGCAUUGCUACCAAGGACGGCACAGCAAAACAGGACAAAGACUUCCGUGGCAAAUCUCAGAAACAGGUCCAGUUUAACCCAGGCCAAACAUCCGCUACCUGGAGGGUGAAGAUAUUUACUGAUCAAGAGUUUGAAACUUCAGAGAUGUUUGAAAUCCAGCUCUCAGAGCCAGUGAUGGCUGUUCUUGAAUACCCUGAUACAGCUACUGUGGAGAUUGUAGAUCCUGGUGAUGAGUCCACAGUGUUCUUCCCUCAAGCAGAAUAUCGUAUAGAAGAGGAUAUAGGAGAACUACUUGUCCCGGUCCGCAGAUCAGGAGAUGUCAGCCAGGAACUGAUGGUUAUUUGUUACACACAACAAGGCAGUGCAACCGGAACCACCCCCAGCACAGUGCUUUCCUAUUCAGACUACAUCACAAGACCAGAGGACCACACCAGUGUUCUGCGCUUUGAUAAAGAUGAGCGGGAGAAGUCGUGUCGCAUCAUAAUUAUUGAUGACUCCCUCUAUGAGGAAGAGGAGAGCUUCAAUGUGUCCCUCAGUAUGCCUAUGGGUGGCCAAGUGGGAGCCAAGUUCCCCAAAGCCAAAGUGGUCAUCUUGGCUGAUAGUGAUGAUGAACCAUCUUUCUAUUUUGGAGAGACCGAGUACACGGUGGAUGAGAGUGAUGGUUAUGUGGAGGUGAAAGUGUGGAGGACUGGAACUGACCUUUCAAAGACAGCCACCGUCACAGUCCGUUCCAGGAAGAGUGACCCUGUUUCAGCAGAAGCGGGUCUAGAUUAUGUGGGAAUCAGCCGUAACUUGGACUUUGCUCCAGGUGUGACCAUGCAGACUUUCCGUGUGACUAUUCUCGAUGACCUGGGCCAGCCAGAGCUGGAGGGGCCAGAGACGUUUGAGCUGGUGCUGCGUAUGCCCAUGAACGCAGUCCUUGGAGAGCCUAGCAAAACUGUCAUCACUAUUAAUGACACUGUUACAGACUUACCCAAAGUCCAGUUUAGGGAGGCAGAGUACAAGGUGGAUGAGGCUGAUGGAGAGGUGAAGGCGAUGGUGUACCGCAGUGGCGACAUCAGUCAGAGGUCCACAGUCCUCUGUUACACUCGCCAGGGAUCUGCCCAAGUCAUGAUGGAUUAUGAUGAACGACCCAAUACUGACGCAUCCAUCAUCGUGUUUCUACCAGGGGAGAUUGAGAAGCCAUGUGUUGUGACUUUAGUGGAUGACACGGUUCAUGAAGAGGAUGAGGAGUUCCGCUUGGUUUUGGGCACACCUAAGAGCAAAUCACCAUAUGGAGCUUCAGUAGGAGAACAAAAAGAAGCUCUGGUCACAAUCACUGACCAUAAGGAUAAGUCCAUCAUCAGGUUUGCUGAGAUCAAAUACAGUGUUAGGGAGCCACAACUUCCUGGAGAGAUUGCUGUAGUGAAAAUUCCUGUCCUGCGUCAGGGUGAUACCUCCAAGGUCUCUGUGGUGAGAAUUCAUACCAAGGAUGGCUCUGCAACAUCAGGAGAGGACUACAAUCCCCUUUCUCAAGAUGUGGAAUUUAAGGAGGGUGAGACAGAGCAUGUGGUGGAGAUCCAGGUUCUGUAUGAUGGACAAAGAGAGAUCCGUGAGGCUUUCACUGUUCACAUGAAGCCUGACGAGUAUAUGGUGGCUGAGACACAGAUGAAUAAGGCUAUUGUGUACAUCGAAGAGAUGAAUAGUGUGGCUGAUGUCACCUUCCCAGCAGUGCCUCAGGUGGUGUCACUGCUGCUGUAUGAUGACACAAUUCGGGCUAAGGACAAUCCCCACCCUCCAACUGGCUACCCUGUUGUCUGUGUCACGGCAUGCAACCCCAAAUACUUUGACUUUGACAAGACUGGCUCAAUUUGUUCAGUGGAGAACAUCAAUGACACACUAACUCAGUACCGCUGGAUGGUUAGUGCCCCCAGUGGGCCGGAUGGAGUCACCAGCCCCAUGCGCGAAGUGGACACCAACACCUUCUUCACUAACACCAAGUCCAUCACCUUGGACUCCAUCUACUUCCAGGCAGGUUCCCGUGUGCAGUGUGCCGCCCGAGCCUUCAACGCCAAUGGAGACGCUGGGCUGGAGCUCAGUUCGCCCAUUGUGGUCAUCAGCCGAGAGGAGGGCCUGUGUCAGCCUCGUAUACCUGGAACAGUGGGUGCUGAACCGUUCUCAGCUAAAAUCCGUUACACUGGCCCGGAUGACCCUGACUACCCCAAUCUGAUCAAACUCACUGUUACUAUGCCGCACAUGGAUGGCAUGCUGCCUGUUAUCUCCACACGUCCCCUUUCAAACUUUGAGCUAACCCUUAGUCCAGAUGGUACACGAGUAGGAAACCACCGCUGCUCUAACCUCUUGGAUUUCAACGAGAUCCAAACAGCGCAUGGUUUUAUCACUGAUGCCACAAAGAACCCAGAAAUUAUUGGCGAGACUUCACCGUACCAGUACAGCGUGGCCAUGCGUAGCACCAAUUCCCUUCGAUUCUACCGCAACCUUAACCUUGAGGCAUGUCUGUGGGAGUUCAGUAGCUACUAUGACAUGUCAGAGCUGCUGAAUGACUGCGGGGGAUCGAUUGGCACAGAUGGACAGGUGCUGAAUCUAGUUCAGUCCUAUGUAACCCUGAGGGUGCCUCUGUUUGUGUCCUAUGUCUUCCACUCUCCUGUUGCUGUUGGUGGCUGGCAACAUUUUGACCUACGUUCUGAGCUGAGGCUCACUUUUGUGUAUGACACUGCCAUCUUAUGGCAAGAUGGUAUUGGAAGCCCACCAGAGGCUGAGCUACAAGGUGCCAUGUAUCCCACAAGCAUGAGAAUAAAUGAUGAUGGCCGUCUUGUUGUCAACUUUAAGACUGAGGCUCGAUUCAGGGGACAGUUUGUCAUGUCUCACCCAGGAACCACUUUGUCCUCUAUGGUAAUGUCAGCGGAUCACCCUGGACUCACAUUCACUCUCUCCCUGGUCAGAACUGAACCCACUUACAACCAGCCCAUGCAACAAUGGAGCUUUGUUUCUGACUUUGCUGUGAGAGACUAUUCUGGCACCUAUACUGUGAAGCUGAUUCCAUGCAGUGCUUCACCUAAUGGGGAGUUCAGCAUACCCCCUGUGUGCCACCCGAGGGAGCCCCUCACCUUCGACAUGGACAUCCGCUUCCAACAGGUGAGUGACCCUGUAUCAGCAGAGUUUAGUUUGAACACACAGAUGUUCCUGCUAUCGAAGAAGGAGCUGUGGCUGUCUGAUGGCUCCAUGGGCUUUGGAGAGGGCACGGACACUGCCUUCAUGGAAGGUUCUAAGAUCUAUGGGCGUGUGAUGGUGGACCCAGUGCAGAACCUGGGUGAUUCUUUCUCCUGCAGCAUAGAGAAAGUGUUCCUGUGUACUGGUACGGAUGGUUAUGUGCCAAAGUACAACCCUACAAAUAAAGAGUAUGGAUGCCUGGCUGAUGCUCCAUCCCUGCUUUACAGGCUCAAGAUCCUGGACAAAGCUCAGCCAGAAACCCAGGCCAUCACUUUUGGAAAUGUCCAGUUUGAUGCCAGUCUGGCUUUGGAUACCCCUGGAGCCUUGCCUUUGGUCAGACAACCUGGAUCAGAUGGUUUCACCCUGUCAUCAUCUCCCCUCUUCCAGGUCGCUGCUGGCCGUGAAUGGUUCAUCCACACCAUCUACACCCUUCGUUCUAGAGAGAACGCCAUCCGAGGCAUUGGUAAAAGAAGCCUUGAGUACCACCAUGCUAUAUCCUCCGCCGUAGCUGACCCUGGCCCCCAGUCCCGUAAUCGACGUGCAGUACCUGACCCAGAAGCUUUCGACAUCGGUGUUGAAAAUAACCGAGGCACCAACAUUCAGCAUAUCGCCCUGGACCGCUCAAACCGACUCCGGGUGAGCCAGCCAUGGGGCCGUGAGCUUGAACUAGAGCACCCCCUGGUGGAGGGGAGCCUGGGUAAGGGGCCUGGUUCAGAGUUAUCUCUUCCCGCUGGCAUGUCCACAUUGCUCUGGGUAGCUGGGCUCAUCCUGCUGGUAUGCCUGGUUGUAGUUCUGGUGGUUCUCUUGAUGCGACGCAAGCAGAAAGAGAAAAAGUACCCAGCUUAUUCCACUUCAUCCUGCACAGCAUACAAGGAGCCCACAAGACACAAUGUGGACAGCUCUGAGGUUUAAACCCCCCCCUGUUCCUUGUUCAUUAAGACAUGCCAAAACUAACUCUCACCAUGGUGCUUUCUUGUCAAGAAGCAGCUGAAGUUAUGGAGAUGGAAAUAUUCUGAGAUCUAAAGCCAAAUGACACCAUCCAAUAUAUGGCGUUUUUGGAGCAUUUAACAGCUUCAGUGAAGACAUCUUGACUCCAAGACUCCUCAAGUUGCUUGUUGCCUUUCUCUUAAGAUUAUGUUUGAGCUUCAUAGUACUAAUUUUAUUUUAGCAUGCUCCAAUCAGUAGACCUGUGAACCAGAAUUGGCCACAGAAAACAUGCUCAGACAAACAGAGUGAAUCUGUGCUUCAGUUUUUGUCAAACUCAGAUUAUUUGCAAAUUUAACAAGCAUUGCUCCAUUAUAUAUAAAUCAACCCAUUUAAUUUUUUCCAAAUAAUAAAAAAAAGGUCUACAACAACAUAUUACACACAUAUAUAUAUAUAUAUAUAUAUAUAUAUAUAUAUAUAUAUAUAUAUAUAUAUAUAUAUACCUUUAAAUGGUAAAUUUACCUCGCUAUGAAUUGCAUAUGUUGGUCAUUAUAGCCAAAACCAGCAAUCUCAGCAGUUACCUAGGCAAUUUGAACAAUUUAAAUGUUCAGGAUCAUCAAGUCUUUCUUUCUUUUUUUUUUUUUUUAAUCAGUCCAUUUUAACUUCAGCCGAUAUGUAACAGUUCUUCUUCUGAGUGUGUGUGUGUGAUUUGUUAAGCAAAUUGAAAGAUGCAAGAACUGGCUUCUUCGAACAUUUAUGUAAUAAAUGUAUCUAUUUUUAUAUGUUCCAUGACAUGAACUGCUGUGUAAAAGAGCACAGGCCAGCGUUCCCACAUGAUCGAUGUGUUGCUAUGCAAAAGGAGAGUACUGUUCAAGUUCAUAACUAUUCAGAAUGUACUUAUUUUUAUACCUUUUCAGGAUGUUAAAAUGUGGUUCAGAAUCACACAUUAAUGCUGUGUGUACAUAGUUGCCUAUUCUUUAUCUAAUGUCAAAAGGAGAGACUGGUUUAAACAUAAGAUAGUACAUGAUAAAAUACACCCUGAUAAAACUUGAAAACUUGUGAACCACACAUACAAAGUGUUUUUUUUUUCCAUGUUAAAAAAUCAUUACAGAUUUACAAAAUUGAAACAAAGAAUGAUGAAUAUUCAAAUUAUAAGUUUAAAUUGUUACUACUGUUAGAUUUUUAGUUUUUAUUUUGUGGCUUCCCAGUCGGUGAUACUUAUUUCAAUUUAUUGUUUAAUGCUAAAUAUUUUUCAAUUUAUUAAAAUUUAAUAGACGCAAACCAAUUUUACAAACAUUUUUUAAUUUAUAUCUCAUCUUGUAUUAUGGAAAUUGCUAACAUCAGAUUACACCAGGACAAAAAGGUUUAAACAGAUUUGAAGUCUAUGUUAGCUAAUACACCAUUAACUUUGUGUUUGGGGGGGGAAACUGCCAUUUUAUCAGAAUGUUUUUGAUUUUUUUUUUUUUUUUUUUUUUUUUUUGCUGAUGAAAAGAAUUCUGUAAAGAUACUUGUUUAAUUAUAAAGUGCCUGUUAAGUGUUUAAAAUAUAAAUGCCUACUUCUAUAAGCUGAGACAAGUUGAAUUUCUGUCAUUUAACAUGUAACAUGUUCCAGGCAGUGAGUGAUCAGAAUGCAGUAAACAACUUUAACAAAUUCCAAGCACAAACAAAGUGCAUUGAUGAAAGAUUUUGCAGUUGAGUCUCACUUAUAGGGACAGAUAUCUAUCAGCACAACAGGGUGUAAUAUUAAAGGGUUAGUUCACCCAAAAA
Messenger RNA from Megalobrama amblycephala (Wuchang bream), 11701 nucleotides. It is a transcript of the gene frem3, whose product is annotated as Fras1 related extracellular matrix 3. Gene Ontology annotation, cellular component: membrane. The record is from RefSeq and is a predicted model, not a curated record. Gene Ontology annotation, biological process: cell communication. The transcript is spliced from 24 exons. NCBI's taxonomy places the organism in Eukaryota, Metazoa, Chordata, Actinopteri, Cypriniformes, Xenocyprididae. Bases 536 to 9922 code for a protein of 3128 amino acids.